Opisthocomus hoazin is the source of this 2052-nucleotide messenger RNA. NCBI's taxonomy places the organism in Eukaryota, Metazoa, Chordata, Aves, Opisthocomiformes, Opisthocomidae. The record is from RefSeq and is a predicted model, not a curated record.
AUGGAGGCCCCGCUCCCUGGUCUCUCCCUGCUUCUGGUCCUCCUGGCAGUGCGGUGGGGAAUCGGGGCGUUUGCGGCCUGGGCAACGUCUGCCGGUGGCUGCGAGCUCGUGCAGAGCACCACGGACUGCACUGGGAGAUGGCUGAGCUCCAUCCCAGGAAAUCUUCGAGGUGAUACCGAGGAGCUUUUGCUUGAUGGCAACACUAUCCAGGUUCUGGGCAGUGCCUCUCUGCUCUCCUACCACCAGCUGCGGUGUCUCAGCUUGACCAAGAACCGGCUGGAGCUCAUCGAGCCCGGCACCUUCCUCAGCAGCCAAGGCCUCCAUGUGCUCUCCUUGGCAGACAACGUCCUCUGCACUAACUACUCGCUGACAGCAGCUGCUCUUUCUGCUCUGCCAGCCUUGAGGACCCUGGAUCUAGCUGGAAACCGCCUCACUGAGGACAUGGUAUCAGUUUUGGUCUGGAACCUGUCUUCCUUGGAGUCCUUGUCCGUGGCCAGGAACAUCAUCAUGAGGCUGGACUCGUCUGUCUUCACAAACCUGACACAGCUGUUGGAGCUGAACCUGGAGAGGAACUACAUCUUUGAGAUUGACCAAGCUUUUGAAGGGCUGCAGAGGCUGCAGAGGCUCAACAUAGCUUACAACUACCUCCCGUGCGUAGUGGAAUUUGGCCUGACCCAGCUCAGGGUGCUCAAUGUCAGCAACAACAUCAUCGAGUGGUUUCUGGCCCUGGAAACUGAUGACCUCUUUGAGCUGGAGGUGCUGGACCUGUCCCAUAACCGCCUCCUCUUCUUCCCCGUGUUGCCCCGGCAGAGCAAGCUGCACUCCUUGCUGCUGAAGGACAACGAGAUGAGCUUCUACCAGCGCCUCCCCAACGGCACAUCCCUGGCAGAUGUCACGGUGCAGUUCCUGCUCAUUGAUGGCAAUUCCACCAACAUCACAACGGUCAGCCUCUGGGAUGAGAUCUGCCACAGCAACCUCUCCUCCCUGCGCCUCCUGGACAUGAGCCAGAACCAGGUCUGGUACCUGCCAGAGGGCUUCCUGGCCCAGAUGCCCUCCCUGACCCACCUGAAGCUCAACCAGAACUGCCUGGAGACGUUUGACCUGUCGGAGGGGGAUCCCUUAGCCAUGCUGACGGAGCUGGACCUCAGCCAGAACCGGCUGGCAGAGCUGGGGGCGGAGGUGGGCACCGGGGAUAUCCUGCCCAACCUGCAGCUCUUCAACCUCAGCACCAACAGGCUGCGGGCACUUCCUCCUGGGGUUUUCACCUACACCAGGAAGAUCGCUACCGUGGACCUCAGCCACAACCGGGUCGACCUCUGUCCCCAGCCAGCUGUUGCAGGCGAGGCGGAGAGUCCCCCCUGCGUGGACAUCAGGGGUGUCGAGACCUUGACUCAUCUCUCCUUAGCCGGCUGUGGUCUGCGGGGACUGGGUGGCCACCCUUUCCAGGGGACGUCACUGAUGCAUUUGGACCUCUCCGACAACCAUCAGGCGCUGUCUGGGGACCUGGAAUGGCUGCAGGACCUUGCUCUGACGCUGCAGGUGUUGUCUCUGAGGAACACCAGCCUCUCCUCCACUGCUGUGGACUUCUCUGCCUUCAACAGUCUCGUGCGCUUGGAUGUGUCAGGCAACUCCUUGACCGCCUUCCCCACCUCGCUGGGAGUCCUGAAACUGCACAGCCUGGACGUGCGGGACAACUGCCUCCCGGCUCUGCCGCCAGACGUUGCGCAGACACCACUGGGGAAGACCCUGCGGGAGGUCUACCUCAGCCGAAACCCCUACAACUGCUGCACGCUGGGCUGGUGGGACGCCCUCCUGCGGGCCGAGGGGCUACUCGUCCCUGAUGCGCAGGAGGUGACCUGCAGCUAUGCUGCCCGCACGGUGAGCCCCAGGGCGCUGCCGGAGCCUGUCCUGAAAAAAAAACCCAUCUACCUGGUGCUGGCUCGGCCCACCUGCCUCACGCUCCUGGUGGCCUUCGCUGUCGUCUUCCUCACACUCAAGCAAAAGCUGCUGAAAAUGGUGAAGAGCCGGUGCGGGCUGUCCAGUCCUUACUGA